AACUGAAUUCAGACGCCAUUAAAGGUGUUUAAUCCCUGCUGGAAAAAUAAAGAUUUGUGGAUUAUUUUUAGCCUGAAGCUCAAGACAGAAUCUGGUGAGUCCUGAGACUGAAAGACUUUGGGUAGAAAUGGCUGAUAAAGCUGCUCUCUUUGAAUCCUACCUGAACUGUCACCUUUGUUCAGAGACUUUCAAUGAUCCUGUAACUCUGAGCUGCAACCACAACUUCUGUUGGAGCUGUCUACAGAAGUUCUGGGAACAAACUCAGAACAAAAACUGUCCCAUCUGUAAAAGAAAAUCCUCUAAAGAUUUUCCACAUGUGAACUUUGGUCUGCAAGAACUUGCUGACUCGUUUGCUGGAAGACAGAAAUCUGAAUCAUCAGAGACAAAAACAGGAGAACAGAAGUUCAUGGAGGUCUGCAGGAAACAUUCAGGAGAAACAAAACUGUUCUGUAAAGACGAGCGGAGAGCUUUUUGUCCUUUUUGUGAGUUUUUUUUUCAGCACCAGAGUCACAAAGUGGUUCCUGUAGAAGAAGCAGUCAGAGAGCUGAAGGAGGAGCUGAAAUCUGACUUAAAGUCUCUGCAGGACAAGAAGAUGAAAUACAAAGAAGUGGAGGAAACAUACAAUCAGAUGAUUCAACACUCCAAGAAGCAGCUGCUGUCCACAGAGACACAGAUCAGAGCAGAGUUCAACAAGCUCCACCAGUUCCUGAAGGAGGAAGAGGAGUCCAGACUGGCAGCUCUGAGGGAGGAAGAGGAGCAGAAGAGGAAGACUGUGAGCAGAGAGAUGAAGAGGAUCCAGGAGCAGAUGUCCUCUCUGUCAGAAAGUAUCAGUGCUGUUGAAGCAGAGCUGCAGAAAGACAAGGAGGCGUUCCUCAGCAGUUCUAAAGACACUCAGAGCAGAGCCAGAGCCCAGAGCUCGCUGUCAGACCCACAGCUGCUCUCAGGAGCUCUGAUAGAUGUGGCCAAACAUGUGGGCAACCUGUCCUUCAGAGUCUGGGAGAAGAUGAAGGAGAAGGUCCACUUCAGUCCUGUCCUCCUGGACCCAAACACUGCAAAUGGAUGUCUUUAUCUGUCUGAUGAUCUGACCAGUGUGAGAAAUGGAGAAACUUCCUUUCAGCAGCUUCCUGACAAUCCAGAGAGAAACAUUAAAUAUGUUGAUGUUUUUGGUUCUGAGGGUUUCAGAUCAGGGAAACACAGCUGGGAGGUGGAGGUGGGAGAUCAUCCUCACUGGAACAUUGGUGUGGCUAAAGAGUCUGUUAACAGGAAGGGAGAAUGUUCUGCUUCACCAGAAGAUGGAAUCUGGUGUUUAUUACAUGAUAAUGGAGAAUACACUAAUGGUGAUGAUCAGACUGUCACUGUGACCAAGAGUCUCCAGAAGAUCAGAGUCCAGCUGGACUAUGACAGGGGGGAGGUGUCCUUCUACAACCCUGAAGACAUGACUCACAUCUACACUCACAAAGACACUUUCACUGAGAAACUUUUCCCACAUUUCAAUGUUGGAAAAUCUGGAGAUGCGAAAACCUCUAAACUCCGAAUCUGUCCGACUGAUUGAGAUGAUUUGACUCUUUUGUCAUAACAAAAAUAACAGAUAUUUUUCUUUCAUCACAGUGAUCAUCAAACGAGGUUUUAACAGCUUUUUUUUUUUUUUAAGUUUUCUUCUUCUGAAGUCAGAAACAUUUUGCUUCAUCUUAACAUUAAAUCUAGAUUUCUGUUCUUCAUUGUGAUCAACUCAGUUCUCAUCAUUAAUUACUCCAUUAAUUAUUACACCACUGUGUUUCACAUUUAAAAAUGCAAACAUUAACAGACCACCACAACCUUCUUGGUAAAAAAAUCUUUUAAGCUCUGCUCAUUAUUUAAGUACGACUACCACUUUUUUAUGAAAAUAAAUAAAUACUUUUU
Oryzias melastigma (Indian medaka) is the source of this 1899-nucleotide messenger RNA. RefSeq names its product nuclear factor 7, ovary-like. Lineage: Eukaryota; Metazoa; Chordata; Actinopteri; Beloniformes; Adrianichthyidae. The record is from RefSeq and is a predicted model, not a curated record. The transcript has a single exon. Gene Ontology annotation, molecular function: zinc ion binding; protein binding. The coding region runs from base 128 to 1552 and encodes 474 amino acids.